Messenger RNA from Scophthalmus maximus (turbot), 4115 nucleotides. It is a transcript of the gene lnx2b, whose product is annotated as ligand of numb-protein X 2b. Gene Ontology annotation, molecular function: metal ion binding; ubiquitin-protein transferase activity; protein binding. Bases 533 to 2614 code for a protein of 693 amino acids. The transcript has 11 exons. Lineage: Eukaryota; Metazoa; Chordata; Actinopteri; Pleuronectiformes; Scophthalmidae. The record is from RefSeq and is a predicted model, not a curated record.
CAUCAGAGGCAAUUCAGAAGUGGACAUAUAUGCUAUGCAGAUGGAAAAAUAAGUGGGUAUACACCGUGUCCUGCGUAUAGCCUCCACUACGCUACUGGGGAAUGGUCAUGUGAAAUGCGUUGUCAGCGUCGUUACUACGUUUGCUCGAAACUGGGAUCGUCGCCCAGUCUCUGUGUCCGCGGGCUGAACUCCGCCUGGGACGUCGGGCUGCGGCGCUGAGGACACACGGAACACACGGAACACACGGAACACGCCGUCUACAACCGGCGGAGCAGCGGUGUCGUCGCGCUCGUUACGCGCCGAGUUGCCACAGUGACCUCUUUGUCUCGGCGAGUCGCCUGCGUCGGAAGGUGAGCUGCUUCCGGGGAGAACAACCUUCACGCAGAAAAUCUAAAUGAAGACAUGGAUACAUUGAUGACUCCGGACCAUUGUUUUCGCUUUCACUAUUUGAAUGGAUUAAUGUUUGGACUGAUGAGAUAAGAGGACGCAGAUCUGAAAGGACACUGACGUUUGGACUGAGCUCCCUCAGCCAAUGGCUACGAUAGAAACCAAAGGGACCUGCAGCAGCACUGCUGCCGGUCUCUCAUGGGCACGGGUGUGUAAGGAGUGUGGCCAGCAGCACGAUGGCCUGGACAACCACCUGUACGAGUACCAGGACGAGGUGGACGACGAGCUGGUUUGCCACAUCUGCCUGCAGCCCCUACUCAGACCCAUGGACACCCCCUGUGGCCACACUUACUGCUUUCACUGUCUGAGCAACUUCUUGAGAGAGCAGGACUUCUGCCCUGUGGACCGCCAGCGGCUACAGUUACAUCAGUGCCGUCCCUCCAGCCUGCUGGUCAGGAACCUGCUGGACAAGCUGAUUGUGAUGUGCCCUCACUAUGAAGAGUGCCAGCAGCAGAUGCAGCGCUGUGAACUGCAGCCUCACUUGCACAACAGAUGUCCUGUUUUCAGACGACUGAAAGAGGAAGCAGAGAAGAGGAAGAGGCCCUCCUGGAAUGAGUUAAAGGGACGUAAGAGUGACGGGGAGUCGCCUGGUGAUGCUAAACAUUCAGCAACACCCCGGGAUCAGCCGGAGCCUGGGCUGAUCAAUCCUGCCUACGAGGAAAGUGAGGAUGACAACACCCCUCUUCGGUCUAGUCUGGUUGCCGAGGCCAACAUGGUGGAGCUGUUCAGAGAGGAGCCGGAGGAGGAGCUGGGCUUUCGCAUCGUGGGGGGGAAGGACACUCCGCUGGGGAACAUAGUCAUCCAGGAGAUUGUCCGGGACUCGCUAGCAGCUCGUGAUGGCAGACUGGCCCCAGGGGACCAUAUCCUAGAGGUGAACGACAUCAGCUUGGCUUCAGUCCCCCAUGCGCGGGCCGUCGCAGUGCUGCAGCAGCCUUCCCUCCUCAGACUCACCGUUAUGCAGGAGAAAGGUUUCAAAACGCGGGAGCCGCGGUCUGACCAUCACCCUUCCUCGUCCACAACUUCCUCCACCGCCUCCCAGCCCUCUCAGAGUCCCCACGGCAACGCCACCUCGAGUCACAACCCCGGCACAGUCCUACAGGUGACGCUGAUGAAGAGUCAGCGCAGCGAGCCGCUCGGCAUCAAACUCAUCCGCAAAUCGGACGAGAGCGGGGUUUUCAUCCUGGACUUGCUGUCUGGUGGUUUGGCAGCCAAAGACGGAAAACUGAGGAACAAUGACAAAGUGUUGGCCAUUAACGGCCACGACCUAAGACACGGUACACCUGAGAGCGCUGCCCAGAUCAUACAGGCCAGUGAGGUUCGUGUGAACUUUGUGGUGAUGAGACCUGCAGAGACUCAGGAGGAAGGAGGAAGCGGCAGAGAGGGUCAACACAGCAGAGCGGCCAGGAGGGCGCCCGAGCCACAGUACUUCAAACGCCGGUCCACCUACAUGAAGGAUCCUCCGGGUGGGUUUUCCAGCCAGGAGAAGACCGUGAGCCUGAAGAAGGAGCCUCGGCUUUCCCUAGGCAUCACCAUCGCCGGGGGGAGGGACUGUCGCAGCCGCCUGCCCGUGUACAUCACGAGUGUGCAGCCUGUCGGCUGUCUGCACCGAGAUGGCACCAUCAAGAGAGGUGACAUUCUCCUGAGCAUCAAUGGCGUCGAUCUGACCCAGCUGACCUACAACGAGGCAGUUUCCGUGCUCAAGGCUCAAACGGCUCAGUCCCAGGUGGUGCUCCGCGUCAUCCAGACGCUCUCCGAGGACUUGGACGAGGAGACCGAGGCUGCCAACAUGGACGAACUGGACCCCAUGGACGAUCCACGAGACGACGCCCUCAACUGGACGCCGCUGUGGACUCGCUGGCUGGGCUUACCGAGUCACAUGCACUGGUGCCGGGACAUCGUCCUGCAGAAGACCAACAACGAGAGCUGGGGCUUCAGUAUCGUCGGGGGCUACGAGGAGAGCCACGGCCAGCAGCCUUUCUUCAUCAAGACUAUUGUGCCUGGUACACCUGCUCACUUUGACGGACGCCUCAAGUGCGGCGAUGAGAUCGUGGCGGUGAACGGAGCCACAACAGUGGGAAUGAACAACUCGUCUCUCAUCCCCAUGCUCAAGCUGCAGAAGAACAAAGUCACGCUGACGGUGGUGUCCUGGCCCGGCAGCCUGGUGUAGAAAACACAUGCACAUUCCCUCUCUCUCUUUCUCCCUCUCUCUCUCUCUGUCUCUCACACGCACACACAGACUUUGCCCUGUUCAGCUGCAUUCUUGACUGGUCCACUCACCACUCUCUCUCCCUUCCAUAUGUUACUCAUCGUUUGGUUACGUUCUUAUUAAGGCUUUUAAAUCAGUUACGUAGCACCGAACACGUGUGUGUGUGUGUGUGUGAACAUAAGAACCGUCCCGUGUACAAUGGUGCCGUUUGUCUCAAUGUGUGGUGAUGUCACAGGGCAGUUUUUAUCAGGGUGCAAGACGACGACAAUCAGUGAAGUACUUUAUAUGCUAAGGACAAACCGGAAGGACCGCUACUUUUCAGACACCGGUUUUAUCCUCUACCGAAGCUUUAUCUAUAUUUUUGUGUUGGCUAAUGUUAUAGUUUAGUUGAUCAACUUGAUCCACAUAAACAGCAUCCAAAGAUGAAAUGUAGAUGUAGACAAGUUAUGUAAUGAUGAAUUGUAGUAGAUGGGUAGCUGCUGAUUGUAUAGACUGAUGCCAAAGACAGAAAAAAGCAUCCUCUCUUUUAAGUGUUAUCAACAUUAUUUUUUAUUGUACUUUUAAAACGUGGCUUCAACAAAAUGAUGAAGCCAUGAUGGAAAUAUAUUGGAAAGUAUAAUUUCAGCAGCUAUGGAUUAGAAAAAGAGACUUAUUUUAACCAUUGUGGUUUUUAGGAAAGGUAUAGAAAGAGAUCUGCCCUCACCUUAGGUUUGACACUUUGAUCGGCCUGAUGUCGACAAGAACGUUCAGUUUAAAGGAUCUGAAAAAUCUGAUUUUAGCCAUAAAAGUGAAACCGUACGUUCCCAUAAACUUCACAGGAACGAUGAACGGACCAUUUUAUCAGAACUACAUGAAGUUCAUUUCCUUGAUUUUAGCAACAACCGGGAACUGUGAGUCUGUCGAUAGAAUCAAAUAAAUCUGUGAUGCAUUUUUGGUUGUUGUUAAGCCAUAAGCAAGACAACUUUUUGUUCAACUUUUGAUUUAUCAACCGAUCCGCGCCCCUGUACGAGAGCUCUGUAUUUAUUUCAAAUGAUACGCUGCCUCACGUUGAAUGACUCUGUUAAGCGGGUGCCUUGUAGACAUUGAAGGACAAACCAGAAUGUAAACUUGCCUUAAAUUGCCACUCUACCAAAUGUGUUUCCUCUCAUUCUUCAUUCUCAUUACGUAGUGUAUAUACCUUGAAUAUUUCCUCUCAUUCUUCAUUCUCAUUACGUAGUGUAUAUACCUUGAAUAUGAAUUCAAAGAUGGAUGGCCUAGUCCAGAUAAAUUUGAUUUACUUUUUGUGUCAACACAUUCCCUGUGGCCUUUCUUGUAUCUUAACUGGUGCAACACCUAUAAAACAAUUCAGAAUACUGUCACAGAAUUAAUGUUUGAUUCAGUGAGUGACUAUGAAAUAUUUGUUGUGUAUGCGUUGGCCCGUCCAUCGUUUCAUUAUGUUCAAUAAAAUCAUAAUAGAUCUUGC